CAUUCCAGCUGUGUUGGGGUAGAGGAGCACCAUGCUGUUGACAUUGACCUAUACCAUUGUCCCAACUGUGCAAUUCUCCAUGGACCUUCUCUGAUGAAGAAGAGGAGGAACUGGCACAGACAUGACUACACAGAGUUGGAUGAUGGUUCCAAACCGGUGCAGGCUGGAACACGGACCUUUGUUAAACAGCUGCGGGCUCGCUCUUUCCCAAGUGCUGAUGAAGUAAUUUUGAAAAUGCAUGGAAGCCAGCUGACACAAAGAUACUUGGAGAAACAUGGGUUCGAUGUUCCAAUUAUGGUUCCUAAAUUAGAUGGUCUGGGGCUCAGACUUCCUCCGCCAACUUUCUCCGUUUUAGAUGUGGAACGCUAUGUAGGUGGUGACAAAGUGAUAGAUGUAAUAGAUGUAGCAAGGCAAGCAGACAGUAAAAUGAAGCUCCAUAAUUAUAUUAAGUAUUUCACAAAUCCUGACCGACCAAAAGUAUUGAAUGUGAUCAGCCUGGAAUUCUCGGACACAAAGAUGUCUGAAUUAGUGGAAGUACCAGAUAUUGCCAGAAAGCUUUCAUGGGUGGAAAAUUAUUGGCCAGAUGAUUCUGUCUUCCCUAAGCCUUUUGUUCAGAAGUAUUGCUUGAUGGGUGUCCAGGACAGCUAUACUGAUUUUCAUAUCGAUUUUGGAGGAACAUCAGUUUGGUACCAUGUUCUCUGGGGUGAGAAGAUAUUCUAUUUGAUUAAGCCCACUGAUGAAAAUUUGGCUCUCUAUGAGUCUUGGAGUUCAUCUGUCACCCAGAGUGAAGUAUAUUUUGGGGACAAGGUUGACAAAUGUUACAAAUGUGUUGUGAAGCAAGGACACACUUUAUUUGUUCCAACAGGCUGGAUUCACGCUGUGCUCACGUCUCAGGAUUGUAUGGCUUUCGGAGGAAACUUUUUGCACAACCUCAACAUUGGCAUGCAGCUCAGGUGUUAUGAAAUGGAGAAGAGGCUAAAAACCCCGGAUCUUUUCAAAUUUCCUUUCUUUGAAGCCAUCUGUUGGUUUGUGGCCAAAAACUUACUGGAAACAUUGAAAGAACUGAGGGAAGAUGGUUUCCAGCCUCCAAGCUAUUUAGUGCAAGGAGUGAAGGCUUUACUUACUGCUUUAAAAUUAUGGAUGAAAAAAGAACUUGUAACAGAACAUGCCUUUGAAAUUCCAGACAACAUUAGGCCUGGGCAUCUCAUAAAAGAGCUCUCAAAAGUGAUUCGUUCUGUAGAGGAGGAAAACAGCAAACUAGUUAAAACUCAGGGAAUUCUUGGUGUGUGUCCAGCUUCACGGUCUUUGCAUGAAACAACUUACCCUCACCACUCCAGACGAAGGGCGAGGAAACUGCGAGACCAUGCUACCAAAACUCCUUCUAAUCUGGACAUCCUGGAGCUCCACACUAGGGAGGUGCUGAAAAGGCUGGAGAUGUCACCGUGGGAGGAGGAUACCACAAGCUCAAAACUGAAUGGGAGAUUUAACAAGCCUCUUCAGCCAUCAUCUACAGUACCUGAAUGGCGAACAAAAGACAAUGAUCUUCGCCUUCUGCUGUCAAAUGGAAGAAUAAUUAGAGAUGAGAGACGCCCAUUUACAGAUCGAAGUCUUUACACAGCAGAUAGUGAAGAUGAAGAUGACAGGACGAGAUCAAAAAAGACGACUGUUAAGGUAGAAGACCAGCCCUCAGGAUCUGAGGGAGAAGGAAAUACAGAUGCCCAGAAACCACUGAACAUGUUCUUUGAAAGCGUGAAAUCAGAACUCAGGAAUGGAUCCUCAGAGUACUCUGAUAUUUCUGAUUCAGAAGAAUCUGAGCCUGAUUGCACUACACAGCAGAAGGAUUCCUCCACAGAGGAGUCGGAAAGCUCAGGUGAUGAAGAGAAGCAGGAAGUAACAUCAAAUUUCAAGGAGGAAUCCAAGGUCACAAGAGACCUCUGUCAGAAUACCCAGAAGCCAUCCAGAAAUGAAACUCCCAAUAAAAAGGAAUGUCCUACCUCGACAAGUACAGAAGAAGAAGCUAUUCAGGGCAUGCUUUCUAUGGCAGGAUUGCACUAUACUACAUGUUUACCAGGUCAUACUCAAAGCACAGACUGCACAGAUAAAAGAACCUCUCUUCAGGAACACAGAAGCUACCCCAGGAGUCGGCAUAAAGACAGGCAGCCAUCUCAGAGCCACAGAACAAUAGAAUGUGGUAGGUCUGUGAAGGAAGAGGAAGGAGACUUGGGGACUUCAGCAUGGGCUAGACACCUGAAUGAAGCUUCCAGGAUUACCCCUCAGGAUACAAAUAAAGCUCAAAAAUACAUCAAGAAAGAGGGUGCGUCAGAAGCUAAUUAUAAGGUUCAGGAAAACAGAAGUAUAGUCCACAACAACAGCUUGAGUUUUCAGCAUGGCAAGUAUACACGAGACUCCAGUCUAAUUCAAGAAUGUCGGCUGAGUGAUGGCAGCCUUAGCCCUGACAGGCUGUAUGGUGAAACAUCCUUGUCUGUACCACUUCAUCCCACAAAGAGGCCAGCAUCAAACCCACCCCCUAUCAGCAACCAGGCGACAAAAGGCAAACGUCCAAAGAAAGGAAUGGCGACUGCUAAACAGCGCCUUGGGAAGAUCUUGAAGCUGAACCGGAAUGGCCAUGCACGCUUCUUUGUUUAAUGUAGCUGCUACUUCUACUACUGCUGUCUUUCCUACACAGACCAGUAUUGAGGUCAACAGAGCCUGGAGCUGCUGUUAUUCCUCUGCUUGAAGCAGACUUGCAUGUACCAUAUAAAACACUGCCUGAUGAACAAAAAUGAGAAAGAAAAAAAAAUACACAAAAAAAAACCAACCAACCCAAUGCUGCAUUUUCACUGUGCCACACCUGCUCAGCAAUAACCAUACGGGAAUGGGGAAAUCUUCAGAGAGACAUGGACUGUGAGAAAGUCUCUCAUCAGGGCUUGAAUAUCAUUUGUUGCUGGUAGUUUCUGAUCUAUUAAUGAGGGGAAGAUGAUGAAGGUGGUUUAUCAAUAAUUUAUUUCUGAUAGAUUUUGACAACUUUUAAAUUCAUUUAA
This is a messenger RNA of Nestor notabilis (Kea), 3041 nucleotides long. It is a transcript of the gene KDM7A, whose product is annotated as lysine (K)-specific demethylase 7A. Gene Ontology annotation, molecular function: transcription coregulator activity; histone demethylase activity. The transcript has 19 exons. Gene Ontology annotation, biological process: protein demethylation; regulation of transcription by RNA polymerase II. The annotation marks the transcript as partial. The record is from RefSeq and is a predicted model, not a curated record. NCBI's taxonomy places the organism in Eukaryota, Metazoa, Chordata, Aves, Psittaciformes, Psittacidae.